Messenger RNA from Drosophila subobscura, 586 nucleotides. RefSeq lists its product as uncharacterized. The coding region runs from base 54 to 494 and encodes 146 amino acids. The transcript is spliced from 3 exons. The record is from RefSeq and is a predicted model, not a curated record. NCBI's taxonomy places the organism in Eukaryota, Metazoa, Arthropoda, Insecta, Diptera, Drosophilidae.
UGCCUGGCUUAACCAUUUGAGUGGUGGCUUCUAGGGCGACAAGUUUUGAGCAAAUGAACAUCUUAAUCGGAGUACUGAGUAGCUUGCUGCUCGCCCCCAUCUUGUUGGCCAGUGGGCAGACAGGGGACUGUGACUUUAGACAGGCGGUUGUGACUGGACAAUCGUUCUAUUUCCGAUCCCCCAGGUAUCCCGAAAAAUACACACCAGGCACCAAAUGCAAGAUGCAAGCUACCAGCUCUUGGGCUAAUAACAAAUUGAUCCUAACCUGCCAAAUUGACAUUCCAAGGGAUCCAAAUGGAUGCAUCAAUAACAAAUUCGUUGUCAAGAGGUACCACGGAGAUGGGGUUCUGCAGAGUACGAAUACUUAUUGUGGCAAGAGGCAAAUAUCCGAGACUAGUUACUCUCGAACCAACUACGCCCAAAUCCAUGUAGAUUUUACCACUUCGGGGAGUAAAACCGGCAGAUUCUCCUGCACACUCUCGGCUUCAACUUAAGGGAACACAGAUAAAGCUGCAUGUGUUCCAACUCAAGGAAAAUGCUCUUGGAUAACAUGAAGGAAGCGACAUACAUCUGGUAAUAUUCCCUG